UCUAAUAGGGCCUCAGGUAAUUAUCCUAGUUUCUUCAUUCUUGUACCUUCCAGCCGGCCCUGGUUUUCUGCUCUCAGGAUGGAUUAGAAAUUUCAAGUUGACAUGUGAUUAGAAUGUAUCUGAAAAAGAACCAGCAUAUAAAAACAUAUAAAUCUCAUAUUCCCUCCCCUUCAAGUGAAAGUUGGCCAAAUAUUUUUAAAAAAGUGAAAUAGGGAACUAACCCAAAAGUAUACUUUCAGACCUCUCUGGGAGCCAUUUCUACAGUUCAACUCCUUUACAAAAUUCUUUUGCUACCACAUGCUCACUUGGGGGUCCUUAAAUUCAAGACUGAGGAAACUGGGUUUCAUUGAUUCUUGGACUGUAAAAGUAAGUGGAAAACAGAAUAAAAUAAUUUCAUCUGUAAUGGAAAUCUGUUUAUCAGUUGCAUCCUUGAGUAUUCAUGAUGCUGAGGAUGGCCAUGAAAAUGCAAUAUUCAUCCAAGGAAAUAAUGUUUCUAAUGGUCUUGGUUCUCUUUACUCUAAGCAAGGUAGCAAAGGACUAAACCAAGAUGCAGCUAAUCUUUACCAGGGUUAUGGAGUGGAUGAUGGAGCUCUGUGUGGUGUUUUUGAUGGGCAUGGGAAGAAUGGUCAAGUAGUGAGCGAGCUUGUAUGUAACCAGCUGCCUUCACUCUUACUUAGCCUAAAGAAUGCUCUCUCAAAGGUUAAUUUUUAUAUGUGGAAAGGGGCUUGUAUCAGUGUCUUCGAGUUGAUGGAUAAGGAUAUAGAGCUUCAAGAGAUUUUGGACUGCUCUUUUAGUGGAACCACUGCUGUUGUUGCCAUAAGACAAGGAAAAGAGACUAAGCACAUAUGAACAAGUUAUUUUUGGUUUGUUUUGUAUUUAAAUUGAUUUGGAGAAGUAAUUUAUCUUUAUUUUUCUAUGUUUUGUUUUGGAUGAUUGAAAUUUUAAGCAAGGCCAAGAUCUUGUUAUAGCUAACCUUGGGGACUCGAGGGCUGUUUUGGGGAAACUUACCAAGAAUGGGGUUGAGACUAUUCAGUUAACCAAAGACUUGCCUGGCUGUUUUGGCUUCCGGGAAGCCAGGCUUGCCUUGUAAGAGCUUAUUUCCUUAUGUUGGUACCUGUCAUUUUCAUCCACCUUGUUACUACUAAAUUCCCUUAUUUCAAGUGGAUUCCCACAUUAGUGAAUGACCAAUUUCCAUUUUGAUAUAGUUGAAGCAGAAAGAAUAAGGAACUGCAAUGGUCGGGUGGCUGCACUAAACCAUGAACCGCACGUCCAACGGGUAUGGCUGCCCCAUGAGGACACUCAGGGCCUUGCCAUGUCAUGAGCUUUCGGAGACUUCAUACUCAAAGACCAUAUCAUUGCCAUCUCGGAAAUCAAGUAUCACCGCCUAACUUCCGACGACCAAUUCAUAAUUCUUGCAACUGAUGGGGUAAAGGCCAUACGAAUGAAAUGUUCCUUUUUACAUAUUCAAAAA
Messenger RNA from Carya illinoinensis, 1471 nucleotides. Its product is annotated as probable protein phosphatase 2C 72. Bases 298 to 849 code for a protein of 183 amino acids. The record is from RefSeq and is a predicted model, not a curated record. The transcript has 2 exons. Lineage: Eukaryota; Viridiplantae; Streptophyta; Magnoliopsida; Fagales; Juglandaceae.